AUGAGGCGAGCUACCCCCCUUUUCAUCGUAGGUGGGUGUCACCUGCAUUUCCCCUCGUGCAACAGCACCGCGUUUCGUCCACUUUUUCUAAGCAAGCGUUAUGGCCAGGAACGUUCGUGGACGAAGACAGGCCUCUGGCGCCUUGCACCGACGCACCAAAGAGGUCAGCGCAGCUCCGUCGCUUCCAUUCACCGGAGAAGUCACGGGAAACUAGUGGCCGCGAACCUGGCUAUGGCCGUAGAAUCAGAACGACUCGGAUCGGAGGGAUCGAGGGUGUCACUAAGAAUCAAGGUCGACGGUGAGAGUACGCGGGCUGCAGUAGACUCGGUGUUGCAGGAGCUCGAGAAAACCGCGACUGUCCCGGGGUUUCGGAAAGGCAAGGUUCCGAAAAACGUUCUCGUGAGCUACUUUGGAGAGAAGAAUAUUAAUGCCUCAGCGCUGGAAGAGGUGGUCAACGAGAACGUGAAGGUCGCUCUACAAGAUGCAGGCAUUCCGUAUUUAGGAAACGCCACGUUAAUUGAGAAACCAGAGGACGUAGUUGCGCGUUUUGUUCCUGGAGAGCCGCUCUCCUUUGAUAUCAGCGUUGAGGUAUGGCCCGAGGCGAAGUUGAAAGAGUCUUACAAGAGCACGGAAAUCGUCGUUGCGCGACUGCCAGAUGAUGAUCUAGAGGAACUCGUCGAGCGAACGCUCGAGGAUCUCCGAAAGCGAACCGCACAGCUCCGGGAUGUACCGGGUGGUACUAUUGAUUACGGAUACACUGCCAUCGCAUCCAUUCGAUGCUAUCGAAUGCUUCCGAAUGGUAAGCGAGGGGAGCGUAUUCGUGGGGUGGCAGCCGAAGAUGAUGUCCAGGUCCCGAUCGAGAAAGGACGCUUCCUGGAGGGCUUCGUUGAGGGCCUCAUUGGCGCUAAAGUCGGCGAAGUGCUACAGAUCCCCAUACGGUUUCCGGAGAAUCACAAAGUGAAGAAGUUAGCGGGGAAAUCUGUAGUAUUUGAAGUGAAAAUCCACGCUGUCAAGGAGCGGGUGCUUCCAGAGGUGACGGAUGAGUGGGUGCGGCAGGUCACAGAGCAGGAAAAUGUCGAGAAAUUGAAGGACGUUUUGCGCGCAAAACUAGUGGAAGAGAAAGAGGUAAUGCGCGAGCGGAACAUGGAUCGAGCGAUUGAAGACUUUAUUUUAAGCAUUACUGAAGUGGAUUUACCUGAAUCUUUAAUUGAAGAGCAGAUCAAACGGCAGUUCGCGGAGCUGAUGACUGAGCUGAAAAAUCAAGGAGUGCCAGAUCACAAAAUCAAGGCUAUGAUUACGAAGGAGAACUACGAACGCUACCGAACUGGACCUGCGAGAGGAACUGCGGAGAGGAGCCUCCGCAUCGGUUUCGGUGUUUCCAAAAUCGUGGAGUCUGAGGGUCUCAAGCUCGACGACUCCGAACUCGAGAGGCGUCUGCAAGAGGAGCGAAAAUUGGCUGGUGCUGAAGACUUUGACGAGAAACCUGUUCGUGACCGCCUCGUUGCUAUUAUGGAGCGUGAACUGGUCUUUGACUUUAUCAGGAAGAAUUGCAACUUCAAAUUUAUCAGCUCCUCUGUGGAAGACGAGAGCAGACGAUCCGUGCCGGCGCAGCUCGCCGCCUGA
Messenger RNA from Cyanidioschyzon merolae strain 10D, 1623 nucleotides. RefSeq names its product probable trigger factor. Gene Ontology annotation, molecular function: protein folding chaperone; ribosome binding; peptidyl-prolyl cis-trans isomerase activity. The record is from RefSeq and is a predicted model, not a curated record. Gene Ontology annotation, biological process: protein transport; protein unfolding; 'de novo' cotranslational protein folding. The transcript has a single exon. The coding region runs from base 1 to 1623 and encodes 540 amino acids. Lineage: Eukaryota; Rhodophyta; Bangiophyceae; Cyanidiales; Cyanidiaceae.